UCCGUUCAGUCCAGCUGCAGCUCACUAAAGCCCAAUAGCUCAGUACCAAACAAUGAAGAGGACCAAUAAUGUGCUGACUCCUGCCCCGACCCAUUCCUAUCUGGUUACAUUUCAGCACCAACAUGUAUAAAAAGGCCCUGUUCAUUUUGGAGUUUAGGACGUCUUUUUGUGGAAGCUCCUGUGAGUGCUGAGCAACUAUUAUUUGGAGGAAAGUUUGGGACUUUAGAUACAAAUACACAGUAGGAUGGCAUUAAAUAAUCCCAACCCUCUGGGACCAUGGAAGAUCACAGUUUAUGACCAGGAGAACUUCCAGGGCAAGCGUGUGGAGUUCACCUCAGCCUGCCAGAACAUCAUGGAGUGCAGCAUCAACAACAUUCGCUCGCUCAAGGUGGAAUGUGGGGCCUGGGCAGGAUAUGAGCAUUCCAGCUUCUGUGGACAGCAGUUUGUGCUGGAGAGAGGAGAGUAUCCUCACUGGGAGUCAUGGAGUGGCAGCAAUGCCUACCACAUCGAGAGGAUGAUGUCCUUCCGGCCCAUCUGCUGCGCUAACCAUAAGGAGUCCAAGAUUGUGGUGUUUGAGAGGGAGAACUUCAUGGGUCGUCAGUGGGAGAUAAAUGAUGACUACCCCUCCCUGCAGGCUAUGGGCUGGGGGAAAAAUGAGAUUGGAUCCAUGCAAGUUCAGAGCGGAGCCUGGGUGUGCUACCAGUUUCCAGGUUACCGUGGUUACCAAUACAUCAUGGAGUGCGACCGCCAUGGCGGCGAAUACAAACAUUACAGAGAGUGGGGUUCCCAUGCUCAGUCCUUCCAGGUUCAGUCACUGCGUCGAAUCCAGCAAUGAGGCCUGCAGCUGCCCCCCCCCCAACCUCACCCUUUACCUCUUCCUCCUUCUUCUAUUCUUCAUAAUUUUCCUCUAUUUAACCUAUAAGUCCAGGACCCUCUGGAGCUUUCUAAAUGAGAUGUUUACACAAAGUUGGUUUUCUUGCCAAAUAAAGAGAGAGGAAAAGGGACUGGGAAGAGGAAAAACAAACAAACAAAAAAACCAAGAGACAAUGAGGAAAAGCUCCAGACUGAUGGCUUAUGAGGUGAGAAGGCAGAGGCAGCAGAGCAGUGGAGGCCCUUGGGCAUUGCUGAGUAACUUCUAAUGUUUGUGGGUGACUAUGGUGAUGCAGGGGAGGAACAAAGAAGGACUGGGCUACUUAAAAUAAACACCAACUCAAUAAGUCUGCUGCUAA
Cyprinodon tularosa is the source of this 1229-nucleotide messenger RNA. It is a transcript of the gene cryba1a, whose product is annotated as crystallin, beta A1a. Bases 245 to 835 code for a protein of 196 amino acids. The transcript has 6 exons. NCBI's taxonomy places the organism in Eukaryota, Metazoa, Chordata, Actinopteri, Cyprinodontiformes, Cyprinodontidae. Gene Ontology annotation, molecular function: structural constituent of eye lens. Gene Ontology annotation, biological process: visual perception; lens development in camera-type eye. The record is from RefSeq and is a predicted model, not a curated record.